Mesocricetus auratus (golden hamster) is the source of this 10167-nucleotide messenger RNA. RefSeq names its product zinc finger protein 26. The record is from RefSeq and is a predicted model, not a curated record. Gene Ontology annotation, molecular function: DNA-binding transcription factor activity, RNA polymerase II-specific; RNA polymerase II cis-regulatory region sequence-specific DNA binding. Lineage: Eukaryota; Metazoa; Chordata; Mammalia; Rodentia; Cricetidae. The coding region runs from base 495 to 3362 and encodes 955 amino acids. Gene Ontology annotation, biological process: regulation of transcription by RNA polymerase II. Gene Ontology annotation, cellular component: nucleus. The transcript has 9 exons.
GGUGUGGCUCCGCGCUGCCCCGUCCUCUUUCUCCCCGGUGGCGGGCUGGCCGGACGGGCUCUGGUGAGGCCCGGGGAGGGCGUGGGCAGCGGCGGUGGCGGGGAGUGAGGCCCGGGCGUGCCCUUCGUGUGCAUCCCGCUCGUUCCCCGCUCGCUCGCUGCCCCCGGCGCUUCUCAGAGGCUCGGGCCCAACGGUCCUCGGUCCCGGCCGGGGCCAUUUCGCAUAGAUGUGCCUUGUGCUCCCCCCUUGCUGCCUCCAACGCCUGUAAGGUCAUCUCAGGCCUUUCCAGAAGGAAAAGGAUUUCCGCCAUUGGAGUCCAGUUUGGCCACCCAUCGCCCCACGGACCUGACUUUCCUGGCGCUUACUGGAAUCUAGAUCCUGCAGAUUAAAGAGAAUGAAUAUUGUCAUUUUCUGCUUUGAUGCUUAAGCUUCCCUGAUGUUUCCUUGGAGUCACCGAAGAAUUUGAUUGCACGUUUUGCCAUCAGACUCAAAGGAUGGACAUUACCAGUUUGUACUGUGGAAGUCUGCUUCCUGGGGACCAAGUCUGCAGUCAAGGAGAAGAAACAGAGGUAGGAAGUACACUGCUCGAUUGCCUGAAAACCUGUAACAAGGAUUUGGUGACCUUUCAGGAUGAGGCUGUAGAUUUCAUUCAAGAGGAGUGGACUACAAAGGAUCCAGCUCACAACAGCGUACCUGGUGAUGUAACAGUGGAGGACUAUACAAGCCUGGCCUCUGUAGAAGGGGAAAAACAACUACACACCAAAGAUUUGGCACUAGAGCAGGAGUUUUUGACAAGACAUAGCUUCAUGGAGACACAGAAAGUGGAUGCAGUAACCUUUGAAGAUGUGACUGUGGACUUUACCCAGGAAGAGUGGACCUCAUUGGAUCCAGUUCAGAGAAACCUCUACAGAGAUGUGAUGCUAGAGAACUACCAGAACCUGGCCACAGUCGGAGGUCAGUUGUUUAAACCUAGCCUGAUCUCUUGGUUGGAGCAGAAAGUAGAGUUGACAGUAACAGAGCAAGAAAUUCUCCAAGAAUGGGAAAUGCACCUUAAGACCAAGGGGCCAGCAAAUGGAACGCAACUGGGAAGAAAAUACAAUGGAGGGAUGCGUGGUGAUUCUAUACAAGUUGGAACAGUUAUUAGUGAAGAGUCAUGCCCUCAGACUCACAUUAGUACUCCAAAUACAGAGAACACUUCAGAGUGUAAUUUGUGUGGAAAAGACUUCCUGCCAUCACUUAAAGAGACUUCUGCUGAAGAGAACGUUUUCCAGUUGAACCAGUGUGUAAAGCCUUUCUCUUUGACUUCAGAUGUUUCUCAGAAAAUGUCCACUCUGGAAAAAUCCUUUGAAUGCAGUGACUGUGGGAAAAUUUUUGUUAAUCAGUUAGAACUUCAGGAACAUAGUUCUUCUCAUAGUGAAAAGGAUCUCCACAAAUCAGAGCAGUGUGAGCAAGCUUUUACUCAUCCUACAAGCCGUGAUGAGCAUGUUGUAAUUCCCACUGAAAAAAAAUACUAUGAAUGUAAGAAAUGUGAAAAAAUCUUUACACAUCCUAUCUACCUUAAUAUCCACAUGCAAAGCCACACCGUGGAGAAACCCUAUGACUGUAAGGAAUGUGGGAAAGCCUUCACCGAGCGCUCAAGCUUAAUUGUACACCUACGACAACACACUCGAGAGAAGUCUUAUGAGUGCAAGGAAUGUGGGAAAACCUUUAUUCAACCCUCACGCCUUACAGAACAUAUGAGAAGUCAUACAGGAGAGAAACCGUAUCAGUGUGACCAGUGUGGGAAUGCCUUUGCAUCUUCUUCUUACCUUACUACACAUUUGAGAACUCAUACCGGAGAGAAGCCCUUUGAGUGUAACAUAUGUGGGAAGGCUUUUACACGUUCCUCUUACCUGCUAGGUCACAUACGAACUCACACAGGAGAAAAACCCUAUGAAUGUAAAGUAUGUGGGAAAGCGUUCAGUGGCCGUUCUUGGCUUACGAUACACUUACGAAAACAUACUGGAGAGAGGCCCUAUCCAUGUACAGAAUGUGAGAAAGCCUUUACCAGCUUUGCUCAACUAACUGAACAUAUAAAAACUCACACUGGUGAGAAACCCUUUCGGUGUAAGGUAUGUGCAAGGACCUUUAGAAAUUCCUCAUGCCUUAAGACCCACUUUCGAAUUCACACUGGAAUAAAACCAUACAAAUGUAAUUUCUGUGGGAAAGACUUCACUGCACGUUCAGGCCUUACUAAGCAUGUGUUAAUUCACAAUGGUGAGAAGCCCUAUGAGUGUAAGGAAUGUGGGAAAGCCUUCAGUACAUCCUCUGGCCUGGUUGAACAUAUAAGAAUUCAUACAGGAGAGAAGCCUUUUGAAUGCUAUCAGUGUGGGAAAGCCUUGGCUCAUUCCUCAUCUCUUGUUGGACAUUUAAGAACUCAUACUGGAGAAAAACCCUUCGAGUGUAAUCAGUGUGACAAAACAUUUACACGAUCUUCUUAUCUUCGUAUUCAUAUGCGAACUCACACCGGAGAGAAACCAUAUGAAUGUAAAGAGUGUGGGAAGACUUUCCCUGAGCGCUCAUGCCUUACUAAACACAUAAGAACACAUACUGGUGAAAGGCCCUAUGAAUGUAAGGAAUGUGGGAAAGGCUUUAUUAGUUUUGCUCAACUUACUGUACACAUAAAAACUCACAGUUCCGAGAGACCUUUUCAGUGUAAGGUGUGCACAAAAUCCUUUAGAAACUCCUCAUCCCUUGAGACCCACUUUCGAAUUCACACUGGCAUAAAACCCUAUAAAUGCACUUACUGUGGGAAAGACUUCACUGCUCGUUCAGGCCUUACUAUACAUUUACGAAAUCAUACUGGGGAGAAGUCCUAUGCAUGCCAGGAAUGCGGAAAAGCCUUUAGCACUUCCUCAGGCCUUAUUGCACAUAUACGAAGUCACAAAGGAGAGAAACCCUUUGAAUGUGACCACUGUGGGAAAGCCUUUGCUUCUUCCUCGUAUCUUAAUGUGCAUUUGAAAAUUCACACUGGAGAGAAGCCCUUUCAGUGUACCGUAUGUGGGAAGACAUUUACAUGUUCUUCUUACCUUCCCGUUCACAUGCGAACUCAUACUGGAGAAAAGCCUUUUCAGUGUAUAAUAUGUGGAAAGUCAUUUUUAUGGUCCUCAUAUCUUCGAGUUCACAUGCGAAUUCACACUGGAGAGAAACCCUAUGUAUGUCAGUACUGUGGGAAAGCCUUCACCGAGCACUCAGGCCUUAAUAAACAUUUACGGAAACACACAGGAGAGAAACCAUAUGAAUAUAAGGAGUGUAGGGAAGCCUUCACUACUUCUGCUGAUGCUAAAGAACGUGAAAAUCCGCACUGGGGGGAAAACCUUUGAAUGUAAGGAAUUCAGAAAGUUAUUCUGGAAGCCCUUGAUCCAUCCUUUGCAAUCAGAAUUCAGUCUAUACAAGUCUUAUUAAUAAGCAGUGUAUAAAAGCAUUCAGUUGUCACUACUGUAAAAACAACUCCCUCAGAGGAUGCUCUGAGUUUAAGGAUCAUGGGAGAGAUCAAAAUCUCACAGUAUGUGAACUCAAUCAAGGUUUGUAGUAUAGGAAAUGAAAACCCUUUGUGUUUCCAUAUGUGUUGAUGCAAGACAUAAAGAAAUGUCAUAGAUCUUAAGUUUCUCUGUUCACUUGUGAUCUCACAAUUGAGAAAAAUCUUAAGUGUGGGAAGUAACUUUUAUGUAAGACUUUAUGUGUUUACAGACUGAACAGAAACUUUGUAUGCGUAAUAGUGGAUUUUCUUCAAUGUCUUGAAGCUUGAAGUUUUGGAUGGCAACACAUGGAUUUCCUGGGUGCUUCUAGAUGAACUUUUAAUAUUUCUAUAUUUGUGUAUUUUUAUGACUUCAAUUAUAAAUUUCUAAAUUUCGUUAUAGGUUUUCCUUUUUAAAAUAUUCCUGUUUGAUAUAAUUGAAAACUGUUGUUUGUAUCUAGUGUCUAGCAAACACCCCGUGUCGGCAGUUGUGAACUAAUUGGAACACAAACUUCCAUCUACUUGCUGCUGUUAUUUGUUGUGCCAUGCACCUCGUCUGCACUGUCUGCUCUCCUCCCCUUGGACUCUUUUUAGAGUCAGUCUCACUUUGUGACCUAGACUAAUAUGAAAAUCAUGUAGCCUAGACUGCUCUUGAGCUCAUGGCAGUCCUGGCUCAGUCUCCUGAGUGCUGAGGUUGCAGGCAUGAGGCAUAAUACCUGGGUUUUUCCACUGUUUUAAGUAUAUGCUUUACUAGCACUGAAAUCACCAUGUUUUUUCAUAGUGUUCAAAUACUUACAUAAGUAGGUUUGUAUCUGACCAGUACAACCCCUUUCUUUGAGUUCCCAGUCUCUCUCUGGUAGUAAUUAUCCCAUUCUCUGAGUGGAGUUCAGCUUUUCUUUAGACUCUACUUGUUAUAUCACGUAGUAUCUGUAUUAACUAUACCUAGGACUUUUUAUUUUUUGUGGCAGGGUCUUAACUUUGUAGCUCAAACUGACACCAAACUCUCUACCUUUCUGCCUCAGACUUUAGUGCUGGAGUUUCAGGCAUGUGCCACCAUGCCUAGCUGUUUAUAUGGCUUCUGUCAGUUUACAUGUUCUCAAGGAAGAGCUGUAGUAUAGUCAGUUAUUUUGUUUUAAGACAUUUAAUUAUCUUUUGGUAUGUCUGUGUAUACUUAGUUGCCAUAUCUUGACUGUUGGGAGUAUUCCUGCAUUGAAUAUGAGUAUAGCUGCCUCUUUAAAUUAGUGAUCUUAUGUCCUCAGAUACAGUCUCCAAAUUGGGUUUGUUAUAGUAAUAAUAGAUGUACUUUUAAUUCAGUAUGUCUGUAUUAUUAUUCUGUAAUGACUAUCAAUUUAUGUUCCCAAUGAUGUUUUAUUGCCUAUAUUUUUACUUUCUUCUUUCUGAGGGCCAUUUUAAAAUGUAAGAUGGUAUCGUCAUAGUUUUCAUUUACAGUUUUCUAAUCUGUAAGCCAUUUGUGUGUCUUUGCUAAAAUAAUAAUUUCGGUUAUCAAUUUUUAAAUCAAUGUAUGUGUUUGGUGUGGUUUGAGACAUAGACCGACUGUAAUAUACGUAGUUUGCAGAUACUUUUCUAUUGGUGUACAUGCCUUUUCAGAUUUGUUUUCUGCUCUGCUUUGCAAAAUCUUCACUUUGAUGUUAUCCUAAUUCUUUAUAUUUGCUUUUUAUGCCUGUGCUUUUCAUGUCAGCUUCAAAAUUCUUUGCUGGUGUGUCAGGAAGCAUUCUUUUUGGAGUUGUGUUACAGUUUUAGAUUUUAUUUUCAGGGUUUUGUUUAUUGAAGAUGAUCUCACUAUGUAAUCUAAAGUAGCUAGGAACUCACUGUCUAGACCAGGGUGGCCUUAAACUUGUAGCAAUAUGUCUUCCCUAGGCCUCCUGUCAGCUUGCCCAACUAAACUAUAUUACUUUUGCUAUUAUUUAAUUUUCUUUGUUUUUUCCUUGACGCUGAGUUUACACACACACACACACACACACACACACACACACACACACACACACACACACACACAGAGUUAAUGGUGCACUUAUUUUGUUUGGAUAUUCAUUUUGUCAGUUUGUUUAGCAAUCCUUUUUAUUUUAUGAUAAUUUUGUUGAAAAUUUGGUUUUAAGCAUCUGUGUUUUGGUGCUAAGAAUGCUAGGCAUGUGCUCUACCCUCAAACUAUAGUUCUAAACUCAUUGUUGAAAUUACUUUGACUGUAUAAGGGCUUUGUUUUGUCUUUUUUACCCUCCUCUGUGUAGCUUUCAAUCUCCUGGAACUCAUUCUAUUACAGACUGUCUUUGAACUCACAGAGAUUCCCACUGCCUCUGUUUUGGGAUUAAAGGCAUGCACCAUCACUGCUGGGUUUGAGUAAGAUUUUUUUGUUGUAAUUCUUUUUGUUUUGUUUUUGAGAGAUAGUCUCUCGUGUAGCUCUGGUUGGCCUGAAACCUGCUAAGUAGACCAUGUUAGUCUCAAACUCUCAGAGAGCCACCUGUCUCUCUGCCUUCCAGAGUGCUGAGAUUAAAGUUUAUAUCUUAAACUAUUUUGCUAUGUUGUCUGUAUCAAUACUGUACUGUUUGAUUACUGUUUGAUUUUUUUUAAUCCCUUGAGACAAAGUCUUAUGGAGCUUAGACUGGCUUCAAAAUUAACUAAAUGGUCAAGAAUGACUUUCGACUUCUGAUCUUGCCUCUACUUCCCCAGUGGUAGGAUUACAGGCAUGCACCACUACACUCAUUGUUGGUUUUUGUUUUUUGGUUCAGUGCUUGGGACUUCAUGCAUGCUAAGUGAACAUUCUUACCAACUGAGCUUCAUCUCCACCCCUGUAAUACCUUGCUAAACUUAAAAUUUUUGUUUUUAUUUAAGUGUUUGAGCUAAAUUGAAAGGUUUUGAUUUCUUAUGACUUGGGAAGUUUUUCAUAAGCCUGUGAAAAAUGUUGGAAUUGUUAAUGUGAUGGCAAUAACUCUACAAAGCACUUUGGGUAGGACUGGCAUUUUAACAGUGGUAAUUCUUUCAGUGUGCAUGGGAUACCUUACCCUUUUUUUUGUUUUUUUAAAGACAGGGUUUCUCUGUAUUGUUUUGGAGGCUUUCCUGGAACUCGCUCUGUAGACCAGGCUGGCCUCAAACUCAAAGAGAUCCGCCUGCCUCUGCUUCCUGAGUGCAGGGAUUAAAGGCAUGCGCCACCAAUCCCCGACAUUUUUUUUAUAGUUUUGUCCAUAGUGGUUUAGAUUUUUUCCCUGUGUAACUUUAUUCUCUAUCAUUUUAUGCAGUUUUUUUUAAGAUUUAUUUAUUUAUUACAUAUACACCAGAUUGAAUUGUAGAUGGUUGUGAGCCACCAUGUGGUUGCUGGGAAUUGAACUCAAGACCUCUGGAAGAGCAGUCAGUGCUCUUAACCUCUGAGCCAUCUCUCCAGCCCCAUUUUAUGCAGUUUUAUAGGUGGCAUAAUACUUUUGCUUUUUAAAUUUGUAGUGUGUAAAGACUGCUUUGUUGAUUUGAAAAAUCAUUGAGCUUUUAUGAUUUUCUUAAAUUUUUUUCACAGAAUAAUUUUCUAUAUUGACACCCUGUCACCUGAAACAAGUUUCUUUCCUUGGGUGACUUUUUUCUUUUCUUAUCCUAAUUGUUCCCGUUAGUCUUUCCCCAGUAUUUUCUGAAUAGAAGAAGGGCAGGUAGGUAUGCCAGUCCUUGAAAAGUUUGAGCUUUGUAACCCUGAAUGACAUCUAUAUUUGUUCUUCAUGUGCUGCCUUUAUAAUUAAGCACAUUUCUAAUUUAUUGACUGUUGUUACCAUCAGUUGAUAUCCUAUGUUGUUGCAUGUUUCUGUACGUUUUCUGCAAUAUGGUAUUUUGUUCAUUGUGUCUAUUCAGUGCAUCACAUUUAGUUAUUUGCAUAAAUCAUCUUUGAAUCCCACUGAUAAACUCAUUCUUGAUCACAGUUUGUGUGGUCCUUUUAAAGGUUGCUUUGUGAAGUGACCAGGAGAUUGAAUUUUCUUAAUAGUAAGUUUUUCAUUAUUUGUUUCUGAGACAGAGUCUUGCUGUGUAGUUCAAGUUUGACCUUGAAUACACUGUGUAGCACAAACUGACCUCAAACUAAUGAUCUUUGUCCAUUAAUCUCUCACGUAUUAUGGUUUCAGUAAUGGCCCACUGUGCCUGGCUGAUAAUGUUUAGAAAGACUUCUUUGUGCUUCCAAUAAGUGACUUAUUUGUUAGGGCAUAAAUAGACUAUAAGAUUGUUUCUCCAUUGUAAGGGUGUCAUGGUUGUAAAGAUAUCAUUCCAGAAAUAGAACACCUAAAUAUGGAAGGCAAAUAUUAGAAUAUAUGUAGAGAGAAAUAACAUUAUAAUGAGAGUGUAAAGCUGCUUUAGUACUCUUUUCAAUGCUGAACUGAUUUUGAGUCUUAAAAUCACCAAGGAAACUGUACUUGAAGUAGCCUUGAGACCAAGUGGAUUUAAUAGAUCUAUACAUAACAUUCUUAGAGCCAGAGAAUACUUUGUGUUUAAUUUCACAGGGUACAUUAUGAGAAAUUUCACAUUAGACUUACAAGCUUUACUUUUAAAAUAAUUCUUAGGCAGCAUUGAGUUUAUUUAGUUUUUGAGAGAGGGUCUCAUUGUAUAGUACAGACAUUUCCAACCUGGAAUUCUGCCUCAAGGAUACAAUACUGCAUUGUAUUAAUAUAGUUAGAAUUGGCACUAAUUUUGUUUACUGAGUCUGCAUCCAAACAAAUGGAAAUAUUCCUCACCUGACAGCUUUUCUUUAAAAUAUUACAUUUAUUUAUUUGGGGUGGGGGUAUACAAAUGAUGUAUGUGAAGAUCAGAGGACAACUCGGGAACUGGCUUUCUUUUUCAUCUUGUGGGUUCUGGGAAUUGAACUCAGGUGUUUAGGCUUGGAGGUAAGCAUUUCUUUUACCUGCUGAGCCAACUUGCUGGCCCACAGAGUUAAAUUGGAUAUUUGAUAUGAAAAUACCUAAUGUUUUAGCAAAUUAGAAAGCAUAGUUCCAUAUGCCCUGGAAAUAGAUGCUUAUAUGUAUCUCAGAGAAUGGUGGUUAAUGUGGGAGGGACUUCUCUCUUGGAGUGUAACCAGGAAAAUCCAUCAUAGGCUUCACAGAGUCUUCGUUUGUCAGGAACUAAAGUAGCCCAUUUUACUAAUACCUAAUGCUUUAGCCAAUUCUCAGUGGGCAGUAUAUUAUUGUUCACUGUUGUCACGGUGAACAUGCUGUCUUGAUGCUGCUGAUGACAGAAAGUCUGCACUCUUGAAUAGCUAUUUCCUUCUCUCUCUUUAACCACUGGCAGCCACUGUGUUUAUUUCUGUGACUUCAAUUUAUUUUUUAGAUUCCAAGUGUGAGAUAAUGCAGAAUUUUGUCUUUUCUUUUUUGAGACAGGGUUUAUCUGAGUAGCCCUGACUGUCUUGAAAUUCACUUUGUCUGGUGUCUAACUCAUAUCCAUCUGUCUCUGCCUCCCAAAUGCUGUGAUUAAAGGUGUGCACCACCACUGCCUGGCUGUUUUGUUUGUUUUCAUGUGCUGGUUUUGCCUGCCUGAAUCUCUGUGUACCAGGUAUGUGCUUGUUGCACAAAAAGGUCAGAAGGCAUCAGGUCCUCUGGUACUAGAGUUAUAGUUAUAAGCCUCCAUGUGGUUGCGGGAACCCAUGUCCUCUGAAAGAGUAGUCAGUAUAGUGUAAUUGAAGCCAGACUAGUAUAAUUUUGAACUUUUUUUAAACUAGUACGGUUUGAAAGUGAAAUGUUCUCUACAAGCCUAUGUGUUUGUACAUGUGGUCUCCCCCAGCUGGUGCACUGUUUUAGAAGGGUGCAGGUAGGGGUGGCUCUUUGAAGGUUGUACCUGCCAACCAUUUUGGUUGACCUGUCCACUUCUGAUCUGCCAAGAUGUGAACAGUCUUCAUUACAAGCUCCUGCUGCUACAGAACCACUCCAGCUACCAUGCCUUUCCUGUCAUGAUAGAUUUUGCCCUCUGAAUCCAUGACUUCACAUCUUUCCUCCCUCAAAUAUUGCCUCUGUGGUACAGAACCCACAUAACAGGCAGUCAGACAAAUGUGUUAGAUUUUCUGGAAGCUAGAGUUACAGGAUGUUGUGAGCCUAUUAUUUUGGGUGCUGACAAUUAAACUUGAGUGCUCUGAACUGCUGAGCCAUCUCUCAGCCUCUCAAGUAUCGUUUUAUACACUUGUUGGCCAUUUGUGUUUCAGGAAAGUGUCUAGAUCCAUGUUUUGUCCUGUGUGUGUGUGUGUGUGUGUGUGUAUGUUUUGCACAUGUAUUAGAAACAGGGGCUCAUGUAUUCCAGACUGUUCUCAAACUUGACAUGUGGUCAAGAAUAACCUUGAACUUUCAUGCCUAUCUCUACCCCUACUGUACUGUGGUUCCUAGGGAGUGUAUGGUGUUGAGGACUGAACCUGGAACUUCAUGCAUGCUAGGCAAGAAUACUAUUUUUCUGAGCUACAUUCAGAUGUGUAUAAAGUGCACUUGACCAUAUUUAUAUACAUCUUUAUUUUGUUGGUCUCCUUCCCCUAAAGCCUUCAUCUUCUCUACUUUCAUGUCUUUAUAGAUUUUUUUUUUUUGGAUUCUGUGCAUGAGAGAAAAAUGUAUUUGUCAAUCUGGAUCUAACUUAUGCUUACUGUGCAUUUUAGUUCCAUCACUGUCCCUACAAGUUAAUUUUUUUCUUUAUGAUUAAAUAAAGCUCCAUUCUGUGUGUCA